This is a messenger RNA of Ectocarpus sp. CCAP 1310/34, 2280 nucleotides long. NCBI's taxonomy places the organism in Eukaryota, Phaeophyceae, Ectocarpales, Ectocarpaceae. The record is from the annotation of a GenBank genome assembly.
AACGAGAACUUCUACUUCUGUACUUCUCUGUCCCCUCCCAAAUGUGGGCCCUGCGGGCUCACUACAGCUCCUGUUUUCCCACGAACACAAGCACACAACCUGCACAUCCCCUAGCUAUGGGGUGCCCACACCCGACAUCGAGGGGUACAAGGCGGGUAACCCAAAGGCCUGCCACGAGCAGUUGGUGUCCUUGAUCGCGGCGAAUCCACCACCGGAAGAUGGCACCAGCAACGAUGUGGCGCGUGCGUUCGCCUUUGAAGUGGCCGCCGGAGUCGGAGCAGAGUGUUGCGAUCAUUCCACUGCUCCCGAGCCCAUGCCUAGCAUGAAAGCCGCAGCAGCCAAGGUAGCCGCUGCGGAGCACCCGGGUUUGUGUGGCGUGUACCACGCCCACAUCAUAGCGGCCGUCAAGAUCCAGGACGUGCUAGCACGAUCGGGCUCAACGGCGGCAAACAAGUACCGCAAUCAAGCUUGCUACGACGGGGAGAUGGCCAUGAACGCCCGUGGCCAAGGAGUGCAGCUGAAGAGAGAGGAGUGUUUCACGCACCCUUGCCGUGCGUUGUGGCCUGGAAGCGGCGAAUCGGACGCCUCUGUGGUUGAGGCGUUCUCGAGUUAGUAGUGGCAGCCGUCCCUCGCAAGACCUACAUAAUUUGACAUGUUGGCGUGUGGCAAAGUACUGUAGUUGGUGUGUUCAACGUCGCGCCUAAGGCGCACUGCUUUUGUAUCAGGGUCAAAGGCCAAAUGUUUUUGUCGUUGGUCAUGCUUUCUCGCCGCAGCAUUGGUCUCAGGAGCUCCGCGUUCCUGUGGGGGUGCCGAGAAAUACCGACCCUGUCUCGAUUUGUGCUUGGAAUGACCCGGUCUCGACUGCUUGUGCUUGGAAUGGAGAACUACAAGUCCGCGGGAAAUGUGCCUAUUAAUAGGCAGUUUCAUGUGUUACCUCCCCGCCCCCCGCCCCCGCACAUGAAGGUACCCGUUGGCAAGGUUGUGAAGGUUGCAACAGCCCCUGGGCGACUACACCCCGGUCUAGUAGGGUACAAAGGUUGAAGCAAUUUCGUUGUCUUGAUUGGUUAUCUGUCUUAUCAUGUUGGUGUUUGUUGGGAGCUCGUGCCGGCGGGAGUUAUCGAGCUAUCGGCUGAUUUGUAAGUUGUCUUUGCCACACAUGACGCCAGCUAUGUCUGGCGGGUGGGGGGCGUUUUCUUGUGUUGUCUGAUUUUGUUCGCUUUGUUACCCAAAUACUUUGAGAUGCGUGUGCCCUUGGUGGGGUUUUUGGCCUGUGACCAUGGCAGGCGUUCGAGCCAGACGGGUACGGAUGUCAGACAGUACUGAGCGGAGGCUGCAGCAUGUUUUUUCUUUUCAUUUGAAGAACUACGAAAUAAUAAAGAACAACGUUUUUACGAUCAUUUUUUCCGAGUAGUGUUAGUGCAAACAACCAUGUUCGAAGCAUGAGACGAUGCAUGCUCGUUCAACCUAACCAUAUGCAUCGCCACGAACGGCAUGUCGAACAGCAAACUGUGCGCAUGCUUGGCAGACACAACGUCAAAACAGAGGAUAGGCUGUAGUCAUGAACGCAUAAAUGUGUGUUGUUCCAUCAAGAUGGGCGCCGGUCUUUACACCUUUCCACAAUUGUUUCAAAAUAGUUGUUCUUCGCCCCAUCCGUGAGCAGCGAACGAUACAUGACACUGAACACCUUUGCGUUCGUCACGCUUCAAGCGCCGAAACGUUGACUGACAAAAUUACACAUCAAGUGGCCUACGAACAGCACCAAAGGCAGCAAACUGCAAACCCAAAAGCCGCAACACUGCUGCCGUGGAAGUCCAGAAGCACUAAACUAGUUGCACCACCUCGCAAUAACUUGCGUUACUUCCUGUUGCUCUGAAACCUAUCAGUAAAUACGAAACGUCGUACCGGCCGCCAUCCCCAACCAUGUAGGUAACACUUGACCACUCAGUCCUGAUUCCAAAUUAUCGUGCUUAGUCGAAGUUAUGGACAACUCAAAUCGUGUAGGGCUGUGUAUGCCCACACACUGCAGACAACAGACACAUAGACGCGCUGCGUGGGGAUAGCUACAUACUGAAACCUCACGAGUUGAGUGAUGUUGGAUUGUGCCGGACACAUAGACGCGUUGAGUGAGGAAAAACACAUACUGAAAACUCACAGGUGAUUUGUAUUGGAGAUUGCCGGACACAUAGACGUGUUGAGUGAGGAUAGCUGCACACUGAAACCUCACAGAUGGAUUGUUUGCCAGACACAUAGACGCGCUGAGUGGAGAUAGCUACAUACUGA